CUUAUUUUCCUCCUUUCACCCAUUGGCCCAUCAUGUCGGUCGAAUACAAGCGCAUCCUGUUCGAUAUCCAGCGCAGGGAAGGGAAUAAGAACUGCAUGGAUUGCAAUGCACCCAAUCCUCAAUGGGCUAGUUGCAACUUGGGCAUCUUCAUCUGUCUAGAGUGCUCAGGGGUCCAUCGCUCACUUGGUGUUCAUAUUAGCUUCGUGCGUUCCAUAUCAAUGGAUAAAUGGUCUGACGAUCAGUUGAAGAAGAUGGAGCUUGGAGGCAACAUUAAAGCUAAGGAUUUUUUCGAGUCAAGCCCCGACUAUUUCCCAGGCAUGUCUAUCAAAGAGAAGUACAGCAGUGUCUUUGCUGCACAGUACAAAGAAAAGCUGGCAGCACUAUGUGAAGGUCGGCCAUGGACACCUUCCACUUCGACAACGCAAGCACCCAUCCGCUCAAACUCUGUGAACAGUAAUCGAACGGGAUCGCCUGCAUUUGGGGCUCGAAACAAUAACAACGGAUCGCCGUUUGGUUCUAAUGGAUAUAACAGCCCAGUGAGUGGUGGUGGCAGUGGAUAUAGCGGUCCCUCGCCAGGAGGUAGUCUCGGUUACAACGGUAACAGCAACAGCGGUGGAACAACGCCCCUUACAGAUAAGGCCAGAAAUGAACAGUACUUUAAUCGUCUUGGUAAUGAAAAUGCGAAUCGAUCAGAGUAUCUACCGCCAAGCCAAGGUGGUAAAUACACCGGGUUUGGUAAUACGCCUUCAGGCCCUCCACAAAACGAUAGUCUGGAUAUGAAUGAUAUCCUGAACGAUCCUGCAGCAGCCUUGUCAAAGGGCUGGUCCUUUUUGUCAACAACGCUGGUAGCAGGCGCAAAUAUGAUCAAUGAAAACGUGAUCAAGCCUACGGCAGCCACAGUCACAGAUCCAGAUUUUCAACACAAGGUUGGUGGAUAUGUUUCUUCCAUUGGACAGAAGGUCCAAGAAGGUGGUCGCACAUUGGGAACUAUGGUCAAUUCGCAACUUAACCCUCAAGCAUCCGGUUCUCGUCCUCCAAGCAAUAGCCGAUACGGUGGAUUUGGAUCGUCGGAUUAUCAACAAGGAGGCGGUACUAAUACUAGUUCAGACGACUUUUUUAGCUCCACUAUGAAUCACUAUGAGGCAAAAAACCAACCGCCAGUCCGUACAUCCUCUCCUGGCCUUUCUAACAACGGAGGCAUCAGCACCAGCAACAACAACGGGGGAUUUGGUAGCAGUAACAAUAACAGUUAUCAGACAGGAGGCAUAGGCAUCACACGGUCCAGCUCCAAUUCACCUGCUCCAAGGACAGGAUCCACAGCAAAUAACAGAAUGACCUCUACCGCAGCAUCUAGAGCAGCAACAGCAAAGCCAGUGUCUGGAUUGGCUAAGAGUGGGAAGAAGGAUGGAUGGGGUGACGAUGACGACUGGGCCAAUUUUUAAAUAUCAUACCGUGGAGUAGAAUAAUGAAAUAUUGCUGAAGGAAUAAAAAAAGCAAAAAGAGAAAAAAC
This is a messenger RNA of Lobosporangium transversale, 1510 nucleotides long. RefSeq names its product putative GTPase activating protein for Arf-domain-containing protein. NCBI's taxonomy places the organism in Eukaryota, Fungi, Mortierellomycota, Mortierellomycetes, Mortierellales, Mortierellaceae. Gene Ontology annotation, biological process: regulation of ARF protein signal transduction; regulation of endocytosis. Gene Ontology annotation, cellular component: Golgi membrane. Bases 33 to 1442 code for a protein of 469 amino acids. Gene Ontology annotation, molecular function: GTPase activator activity. The record is from RefSeq and is a predicted model, not a curated record. The transcript is spliced from 5 exons.